AUGUCAGAAAAUGUUUUACAGCAGCUACUUCUGCGCAUACGCCACAGUGAAUGUUAUGCAAUACAGCUAGAUGAGUCCACGGAUGUGGCUGGCCUGGCGCAUCUUCUCGUAUAUGUGCGCUACAUUCAUGAAGGAACCAUCAAGGAGGACAUGCUGUUCUGUAAACCACUGGAACAAAGGACAACUGCCGCAGAUAUUUUUCAAAAGCUGGACACAUUCAUGAACACACAUGGACUCGUGUGGGACAGAUGUGUUGGCAUCUGUACUGAUGGCGCACGGGCCAUGACUGGGAGACACGGAGGUGUGGUUUCGCGUGUGCAAGCAGUCGCGCCAGAUGCCUCCUGGGUACACUGCAGCAUCCACCGAGAGGCUCUUGCUGCAAAGGGAAUACCUGUCCGUUUGAAACAUGUUUUGGACACGAGUGUAAAAAUGGUUAACUUUGUGAAAGCCAGGCCGCUGAACUCCCGCUUAUUUGCUGCGUUGUGCAAUGAGAUGGGCAGCGAGCAUGAGACAUUAUUACUCCACACAGAGGUUCGCUGGCUAUCUAGAGGGAAAGUGCUGACCCGUUUCUUUGAGUUGAGGGAUGAACUUAAAGUUUUCUUCAGUAACCAUCCCUUUGAGCUGUCUGAACAUUUGCAUGAUGAAGAGUACCUUACCUGCCUGGCUUAUCUGUGUGAUAUAUUUUCUCGUCUGAACGAGCUCAAUCUCGGAUUACAAGGCGUUUCUGCAACUAUAUUCAAUGUUCAAGAUAAAGUUGAGGCCAUGAUAAAGAAGUUAAACCUUUGGAAGAACUGCUUGGAUACAAACAACACUGAAGUCUUUCCUGUGCUGCAUGAUUUUCUGUGCUCUAAUGAUCUCACACUAUCUAAAAGUGUAAAGCGCGAAUGUAACGUGCACCUUGAGGAGCUGGCGGUGCAGUUACGCCGAUACUUCCCAGAGACGGACGGCUCAAAUGAUUGGAUACGUCACCCGUUCACCGCUGUGCCUACUUCGUUAUCACCGUCUGACCAGGAGAGCCUAAUUGAAAUUGCCACAGAUGGAUCUCUAAAAGUUGAACACGCUCAAAAGAACCUGGCGGAUUUCUGGAUAGGCUGCGCACUGAACAGCCCGCGCUGGCUAAGCGCGCUGUCAAGACUCUGA
Molecule: messenger RNA, 1140 nt
Organism: Haplochromis burtoni (Burton's mouthbrooder)
Lineage: Eukaryota; Metazoa; Chordata; Actinopteri; Cichliformes; Cichlidae
Product: zinc finger BED domain-containing protein 5-like
Source: RefSeq, a predicted model, not a curated record